Messenger RNA from Chenopodium quinoa (quinoa), 1091 nucleotides. RefSeq lists its product as uncharacterized. The coding region runs from base 280 to 870 and encodes 196 amino acids. The record is from RefSeq and is a predicted model, not a curated record. The transcript has a single exon. Lineage: Eukaryota; Viridiplantae; Streptophyta; Magnoliopsida; Caryophyllales; Amaranthaceae.
AAUAAAAUAAAUCGAUUGAUUUUGCUGACGACCUGACGUCAACGGUAAAGGGAAUUUUCAUUAAAAAAAAUAAAGUGAUCAUGGAAUUUUGAUUACUUUAAGCAAUUUUUAGAGAAAUCAAGCCAUGAAAGACAAGGAUGAAACACCACCAACAAAACACCUUAUCCACCACAAAAAUUUUGGACCAAACUAAAAAUACAAACCUCAAAAAAACUACUAAACUAAAAACAACACCAUCAUCAAUAUAAUCAAUCUCCAAAACUAGCAUAACCAUCAACAAUGGCAGCAACAGCAGCUUCUUCAUUCGCAUCAUCUCAUCAAUUCCUCACUAAUUCUCCUCGCACAAACCUCUUCUUCCACCCAUCAACCCGGUCCAACUCUACCCAUCUCACCUUUACUCCAAAAGCCUCUUCUGAACCGGACCCUGAACCGAAAUCCGACCCACAAUCCCCUUCUUCUGAUGACGACUUUGAUUCCCGGCUUUCCCGAAUGCGGCUCAAGUACCGGUCUGGAACCGGGAAAAAAGCCGAAAUACGAAAGAUUAAGAAAGGAAAGCAAUCUGAUUCUGUUGGAACCGGGAAAGAACCGGUUUUUUUGCCUCCGGUUCCAUUGACUGAACCGGUCUCAGGUGGUCUGAAGGUGGAUUUUGGGUUUAGUCCUUAUACGGAGCGGGUUAACGGGCGACUCGCUGGUGUAGGACUGGUGGCUUUGUUGUUGGUGGAAUUGGCGACGGGGAAGAGUGUGAUAAGCUAUCAUACACCUUCAAUAGUUUUUAUUCAGAUAUAUUUUAUGGCUGCUGUUAGUGCUGUGUAUUUGAAGUUUGAGAAAGAGAAGGUUAGUGUUUGGCCUCAGACUGAUGCAAAGAAAUGAUUUACAGAUAGCUGCUGCUAUUUUUGUUUCUAAUUCUGUGACAUGUUGUAAAAUGUUUGAGCUAUAGAGUAUAAUUAAAGUUAUGCUGCGUAUAAAUCAUUUUCUGUUGCUGUAAUUCUGUAAAGUUACUGGAUUCGCCACUGUCAUAUACUCUGAAGAUCAGUGAAUGGCUUCUGUAAUGACUCAAUGUAAAGAUCAGGUAAAUAAGGUUACCCUAAUCA